AUGUCACUCAAAUACCUCGCCCUCGCCCUCGCGACAAUCGCAUACGCAUCGCCCCUCGAAUCACCACUCAAAGCCGUCAACGAUGACCCUUGCGAACCAUGCAAACCCCAAGGCGCAACCGGCACCUCGCCGCCAUCCGACCUGAGCUCGCUCUACCUCGACGUCUUAACCUCCGUCAAGGACAUCAAGUUCCAGAAACGGACCCUUGAUGCGCGCGCCGACUCGGGCUUUUGCUGCCGCGCCAGCCUCGACUGCGUCAACGUCCAGAACAUCAACGUCGCCAUGUGCUACGACAAAUUCACCACAAACUACGCUUUCCCGGAUGGGUCGUACGGGUCGCUGAAGACGGGCGAGUUUAACUCCGGGGGCAAGGCGGUGAAUCUGCUGGCGGACAAUAAUGUGUAUUCUGCGAACCCGUCGGCGAAACCGAAUACAGCGACGCUCUCGAUUCCUCCGCAGUUCACUGGCACGGGAAUUGGUUCGGCGGUGCCGGCGGGCCAACUUGGUAGCAUUAUUGUGUUUACGACGACGAUUCCGGGGACGACGUAUUCGGCGCCGACUACGCUGCCCGGAACUGUGCUUGUGAAGACCGUAAGUGGUCAGGUGGUCAGCGAGAGUGUGGCUCCCAGCACGAUCACAGGAGCGAUGACGUUGGCGCCACAGACUACGGUUAUGACGAGCACAGCUGCGCAGGCGUCGAGUACGGGAGCGGCAGGCCGGGUUGGUGCAGAUGGCAUGGGGGUGCUCGGUGCGGUUGCAUACGCGCUCUACGCUUUGUAG
Messenger RNA from Parastagonospora nodorum SN15, 780 nucleotides. RefSeq lists its product as hypothetical. The coding region runs from base 1 to 780 and encodes 259 amino acids. The transcript has a single exon. Lineage: Eukaryota; Fungi; Ascomycota; Dothideomycetes; Pleosporales; Phaeosphaeriaceae. The record is from RefSeq and is a predicted model, not a curated record.